Patiria miniata (bat star) is the source of this 3577-nucleotide messenger RNA. RefSeq names its product gamma-aminobutyric acid type B receptor subunit 2-like. The record is from RefSeq and is a predicted model, not a curated record. NCBI's taxonomy places the organism in Eukaryota, Metazoa, Echinodermata, Asteroidea, Valvatida, Asterinidae. Gene Ontology annotation, molecular function: G protein-coupled GABA receptor activity. Gene Ontology annotation, biological process: gamma-aminobutyric acid signaling pathway; G protein-coupled receptor signaling pathway. The transcript has 17 exons. Bases 240 to 2555 code for a protein of 771 amino acids. Gene Ontology annotation, cellular component: G protein-coupled receptor heterodimeric complex; membrane.
ACUUCGUGUUGCAUACCAUACCAUCGACAGUUGUGCGCAGAAGUCAUAUUAAAAGCGCGCUAGACAGACACUGGCAUCUAUGCACGCACUUCGAGAGUGGCUCGGCUCUUCGCCUUCAUAUAAAUAGCACGUACGCGGCCACUCACAAAGCAAAGAGCAACCACUUCACUUCCCUCAUUCCAUCAGUCAAGAUUCGUUUUCAAUUUGAAAUCACACGAGCCGAUAACUCCCGCAAAACAAUGAGUUAUCAGCAAAAGUGUGUACUGGUGACGUUCCUGCUGGGUUUUUGGUGUGAUCCGAGUUGGGCCGCCAAGACGCCGCUGCCGAUCAUGGCCAUCAACCCAGGUGGGGCGUGGAUAGGCUUCGAUAAGUCCAUGGAACUCGCCUUAAAUGACAUCAACCAGCACGAAGACAUUCUAGUCGACUAUGAGCUACAGCUAUAUGUCAACCACACAAACCCGCAGACACCUACCCUGCCCAACUCGGGUAACGCCGACUACAUCAUAUACAGCAAUUUCUACGACGGGCCAGACAGAGCUAUGCCAUUCCUACUGGGCGGCUUCUACUCCGAGGAAUGCUCUGUCCUGUGCCGGGCCGUGGCUCGCUUCAAUGUCAUUGAGAUUACCUAUGGAGCGGUAGCGCCAAGCCUUUCCGAUCGCACAGAGUGUCCGACGUUUUACCGUACCGUGCAGUCAGCCUCCCAACAAAAUGUUCCCAGGCUGCGCCUACUUAACAAAUACCAAUGGGACCGCGUCGCUAUCAUUCGGUACAGCAAUCUUGUCUUCAGUUCGGUAAUGGAAUCUUUGCGUGAUCUGCUUAAUGAGCAUAAUGUCAGCAUCGUGGCGAACGAAAUGUUUGAAGAUGAUCCGGCUAACCACGUUGCAUAUCUUAAGGAGCGUGACGCCCGUAUCAUCAUCGGGCUGUUCUGGGAUGCACAAGGAAGGCAGGUCUUUUGCGAGGCCUACAAGCAAGGUCUGUACGGCGCCCGCUACGUCUGGAUCCUGCGGGGCAUUGGCUACUUUGCCCCGGACUGGGCGAUCGCGCCCGACCCGGAUAUAACCUGCACUGCCGAUGAGAUGAAACAAGCCGUAGAGGGCGUCAUCGUCACAAAUUGGCAAUUCCUUCCGAACAAUCAGGACGAAGCAGUUACUGGAAGGACUCCAUCCAAUUUUCUUGAAACCUAUAACGAGUACGCCGGCAAUGUCUCCUUCGGGGACGCCGGUUCCCUCUCGUACGACGCCGUGCUCACGGCCGCUUUGGUCCUCAACAAAUCCAUCGAGCCGCUAAAACUUGUAAACAAAACCUUGGAGGACUUUACGUACGGUGACAAGGAGAUGCAGCAGAUCUUCAUGGAAGUCAUGGACGACUUGUAUUUUGUGGGCGUGUCGGGUCCAAUAAGUUUCUCUGAGGACGGCGACCGGGUGGGACAAUUUAGAAUCGAGCAGAUAACAGAUGGUUUUGCCAGAACAGUGGGGUACUUCCUAUCCCAUGACGACCGAUUUGAGUGGAUCGAUGGUGGAAUACAUUUCGCCAGCGGUAAACCUCCCCACGAUGAGAUUCGACGAGAGGAAAGGCUGGUGAUUAUCUCCCCUUCCGCGUUUGUUGCUAUUUGCGCCAUGUGUGGUCUGGGCAUCGUACUUGCGUGUGCCCUACUCAUCUUUAACAUUGCCUUACGAAAGCAAAGAAUCAUCAAACUGUCGAGCCCCAACAUCAAUAACUUGAUCAUCAUGGGAAGCCUCAUGACGUACAUCUCGGUUAUACUAAACGGGCUGGAUCGGGAAAAGGUUGGGGCUGAGAACAUGGACCACGUCUGUAGGGCCCAACUUUGGAUGCUCUCCCUCGGAUUUACCCUAAGCUUCGGCUCAAUGUUCUCCAAGACGUGGCGCGUCCACAGUAUCUUCAUGAACAAGAAACUGGAGAAGAAGGCUGUGAAGGACUACCAGCUGGUCACAAUGGUAGGCGUCUUCAUUGCUCUUGAAAGCGUGUAUCUCGGUGGUUGGGAGAUCAAACCGCUGGUAGCCGUGUUGAGCGAUUACGAGGCACAGGCGACAAUCGAGAAAGACCUGAUGCUGAUACCCGUCGUUCAGCGAUGCCAUCGUCACGGGGUCACCGACAUCAGCUGGCUGGCUGGUGUCUACAUAUUCCAUGGAAUUCAGCUCGUCUUCGGCCUCUUCCUUGCAUAUGAGACCAGAAAUGUGACGAUCCCGGCCCUGAAUGACUCUAAGAACAUCGGCAUGUCCGUCUACAACGUCUUCAUCUUGUCUUGCGUGGGCGCCAUCUUUAGUCUGCUGAUGGACCCGCUGAAAACCCAGACUAUUUUCCUGGUGACGUCUUUGUGCGUCUUGGUCAGCACAACUACCACUUUGCUCAUUAUUUUUACACCCAAGAUCAUCGACGUCAUCAGAAACCCAGGUGGCUCCAAAGUGACAACCAUGCCCACGACCAUGAUGCCUAGUAUGACCAACCAGUCAAUCCACAGGGAAGGGCCGACAAUGACUGAAGCAGCGCCCACUGGCCCAUGGAUGACCGGCACUGCUGGUCCGGCACACCGCUGAAGAGCUACCAACCUGUUGAGGAAAUUGGGCCUUGUAGGCCACAGGCUUUCAAAGCUAGGCCUGCGUCUAUACUGUCCGCAUGGUUUAACCUAGCGUAGCUGUAAUGGGCGAAGCUUCGACCGAGACAAGAGAUUCUCUUGCUGCCUCAAUUUUCAUGCGCUGUCAGUGCGAAUUUCGAGUUCCACGCCUGAAAAAGUAUAUAUUUUUGUAAGGAUAAGUUACCGUUACAUGAUACUAGCAAGUUUACUUCGGUGGCCAUUGUUUGAUUUUACUAUGCCUUGGGGUGUAUUCUUAAUUGGUGCUAGAGCAAAUAUGUAUGUAUAUAUAUAUGUAUAUAUAACGGGGAGAAAGCCAUUCCUUAAUUAGUAUGCACUGAUGUUGUAUUUGAUUAGAAAUUUAGGUUCACACUCUACAAACUCCCUGGUCAAAUUGACCCGGCAGCAAAUAGUGUUUGUGCAUCUUGGCAAAGUCAUUGACCACCAUACGCAUGCGUGAAACAUAUCACGUGAACAAAUAAAUAUGUCACCUGAUUCGGAAUAAGUUCUUAUAGCUUAUAUUCCUCGGUGGUCAGUGUGUUGCGUUAAAUCAUAUGGUUUCGAAGGCUGAUGAUCGAUAAAAAAAAAUUAAAAAAACAUUUUUUUCUCAUUCUUGAUUCUGGAGGAUUUUUUUUUGUUUAAAGGGAAGUUAAGUCCGAGAACCAUCCCGUUACCAACCGACGCAUGCGCAUUAUGGUUAUAUUGGUUGCAGAAAAGUAUUGCGACCCGGAAUCUGGGGUACAUUGGGCUUCACCCUUUCCCGGGUCAGAACUGAUACUGUUCCGGGUUAAAACGACUUUUGUUCGUGUGAAAGGUUUCCGGAUCAAUAUGACCUGGAAAAUUGUCAUUUUUGACCCGGAAAAGGGUAUAGCCAAAGAGAAUCCGGAUUCUGGGUCGAUCUAUCCAGGGCCUUUUUAGAGUUCCGUUAAUUGCCUUUAAUGCCUUGUUAUAUUGUCCAAUAAAAACAAAACUAUCCUGAAAAGAAAA